GGUUAUAGAUACUGGUCAAACAGCCGCCCAGGUUUCACCAGCUUGUGGAGUACGUUUCUUUAUUGAAUUUCCAUUGUGUUCUGGAUGAAAAGAGGAUGAUCUUGCUGGGAAAUCGCUUGAGGGUGUGUUUGCUGUGUUCAGUUUUGGUGCUUGCUGUGAAGUGUUGUGGAGGAACUAAAGAUGACUGUCAAGUCUCUCCAGAAGACAAACCUCCACUGGGGAUCAGAGACGUCAGUCCAGUUCCUCAGAGUGAAGCCUUCUUCCAAAAAGGGAGUUACCUAAAACCUAAGCUGAUUGAUUUUGCUAGUAUUUAUCACACACACAAAGCCAGGUGGUCCAGCAGCCUGAUUGGUUCUGCAGAAACAAGGAAUACUGUGUACAAAGAAGCAAUGAACCAGAUUAACCAGCCCAGUACUGCUAAUUUCAACAUUACUAAAGCAGAGGUUUUUGGUGUCAAACAAGACAGAAAAACGUUAACCUUACCGUUUGAAGGUUUUGCUAUGACCCCUGGUCAGUUUUCUCCCUCAGAGGUUGGCCAAAUAAGCAAAGUCAGUGUCUCUCCACUGCAGGCAGAACUGAGCACUCCUCCACUGCUGCAGAGUGAGCCUAGCAUGCUAAGUAAUGCUAACAUUCUGCUCCAGCACACAGUAAUGGACAGCAGGAGUCCUAAAAAUUACAAAUUACAACAAAAUAAUCAUGUUUAUUCACAGAUAGAGCCCUCUCCACACACAUACACAACUGAAGAUUAUUCAAAAGAAGCUCAAAUUGACUUCCAAGGCUUUGCCAGAGCCCAGGAGGACACUGGUGUUUCUGGUGCAGCGAACGUAGGAUAUGCUCAUUCAACCUUACGGUUUCUAAAGCCCCAAACCAAACCAGUGACUCAGGAUUCCAGGAGCACUGAUGAUCUCAGUAAAUCUGAACCCUCUGCCAGCACUAGUGAGACUACUGAGGACAUUAAACCUGCAGCGAGCCAUUUCAGAUCACAGCAAGCAUGGGAAGCUUCAGCUCAUCGUCAGCAGUCUGGAAAGAUACAGCAUGGCAGUGGGCCUCUGCCACUCCCAAAGUACAGUGGAAUGUCCCAUACCACUACCCAUCCUGGCAAAUGGAAGAAACCUGGUUUGAGUAUGAAUGUACAGCUCAACACGCUCAGCUCUAACCAAGCCACGAGAAGUUUAAACCACAGUGCCACAGGAAAGUUUAAACCUUUUCAAAUUAAGGGGCCAUGAGAAGACCCUUUCCCCGGUCUUUUAUAUACUGAUGCCUCUUUGACUCUGCUGGAAACCUUUGGUCAAUAAAUGAUUUUCACCCAAA
Astyanax mexicanus (Mexican tetra) is the source of this 1311-nucleotide messenger RNA. RefSeq lists its product as uncharacterized. The transcript is spliced from 4 exons. The coding region runs from base 96 to 1226 and encodes 376 amino acids. The record is from RefSeq and is a predicted model, not a curated record. Lineage: Eukaryota; Metazoa; Chordata; Actinopteri; Characiformes; Acestrorhamphidae.